UCGUCUUCUCGCGAAAGCCAUCCCUUCCCGCCGAGCCGCACCUUGGUAACCUUGCCGCCGUCCCAAUCAAACCGCCAUGGCGCCAUCCCAUUCCCUCAAGACUGCUACCUCGCGCGCGUCCUGCAGCCUCGGCCAUUCAAGCCACGGCGAGCUGCCGGGGGCGACUAGCUAAGCUUAAGACUGCUACCUCCGCGCGCGCCGGCCAUGUCCACGGGCGCUGGCGGCGGCGUGCGCCGGCGGCGGCGGACGUGGCGCCUGUACUGGUGCUACGUGUGCGGCCGCGCGGUGCGCGCCGUGUCGUACCCGACCUCGGACGUCUUCUGCCCGCGCUGCUUCGGCCGCUUCCUCCACGAGAUCGACCUGCCGGCGCCGCGGCCCGUGCUCCCACCGCCGGACCGGUUCUUCCAGCCGCCGUUCCUCACGCACGACGGCCCCCGGCGGUGGGUCGUAUACACCGGCGACGCCACGGCCGACGCCGUCGCGCCGCUCCCCCGCCGCCGCGGCCGACGGCGCGUCCCGUCCCCGCCGCCGUCCCCCGCGACGCGGCUCCCGGACGACGACUACGCCCCCGUCGACGCGCCGCCGCCGCCGCCUCCGACCGUGGUCGGCUGGGACGAGUUCCUCAUCGGGCCCAACCUGGACGCCCUCAUCGAGCGCCUCACGCAGGACGACCGCCCCGGGCCGGCGCCCGCGCCGGAGUCGUCCAUCGAGUCCCUCCCCACGGUGCGGGUCUCGCCGGCGCACCUGUCCGACGGCCCGCAGUGCCCCGUGUGCAAGGAGGAGUUCGAGCUCGGGGAGGCCGCGCGCGAGCUGCCGUGCAAGCACGCGUACCACACCGACUGCAUCGUGCCGUGGCUCCGGCUCCACAACUCGUGCCCGGUGUGCCGGCAGGAGCUGCCGGAGCAGGCGGACGGGUCCCGGGAGGGCAUCGGCGAAGAAGGAAGUGGCGGGGCGGAGGCGGCGGCGCCGCCGCCGGGGCAGGUGGUGGUGGCCGGAUGGGGGCCGCUGGCACGCGCGCCGGACGGGGACGCUUGGGAGAGGAGUGAGGCGGAUGACAGUGACUACGUCGCCGGGGGUGGUGCCUGUGCGGCGGCUGUCCUGCAGUCUUUCGUCGUCGUCGCCGCUUGCUUUGUCGCCCUCUCGUUCUUUGUUUGAGACUGAGAUAGUGAGAUGCGUCAGCCCAUGGAUCAGGAACAGAGCGAACACGAUGUCAAUUGGCAACAGGACCACGGUCCCCCCAACUGAAUACAUGAUGAAAGAUUGAUAUA
Molecule: messenger RNA, 1268 nt
Organism: Panicum virgatum (switchgrass)
Lineage: Eukaryota; Viridiplantae; Streptophyta; Magnoliopsida; Poales; Poaceae
Product: E3 ubiquitin-protein ligase RING1-like
Exons: 1
Coding region: 205-1155 (316 amino acids)
Biological process (GO): protein ubiquitination
Cellular component (GO): cytoplasm
Molecular function (GO): ubiquitin protein ligase activity
Source: RefSeq, a predicted model, not a curated record